AUGAUCAGCAUCCCUCCAAUUCAUUACUGUGUCGUGGAAAGCCCAAUCGUGAGAAAUGCAUCAGGGGAACCAGUGUAUGAUGCCAGUGGCCAAGUCAAACUCCGACUGAAUGACACUGAGUGCCGGUUUCAGCAGGAACCCUUUCCGCUGUAUCCCGGUGAACGACUCAAGUUGGCUGUUAAAAAGCUCCCAGUGAUUAAAAAUAACGAGGCUUUGUGCCUACGGGCUUUGACAGAUUUUGUUGACGACGACGGAGUACGGCACAUAGCCGGUCAACGUUGGCUGGUUGAAGGUCCCGGUAAGUUUGUUUAUGCCCUUCUAGUAGCAUGUUACUUCUUUAACUCCUGA
This is a messenger RNA of Echinostoma caproni, 348 nucleotides long. Lineage: Eukaryota; Metazoa; Platyhelminthes; Trematoda; Plagiorchiida; Echinostomatidae. The record is from the annotation of a GenBank genome assembly.